Messenger RNA from Trichoplusia ni (cabbage looper), 2671 nucleotides. Its product is annotated as elongation of very long chain fatty acids protein 1-like. The record is from RefSeq and is a predicted model, not a curated record. Bases 1727 to 2605 code for a protein of 292 amino acids. Gene Ontology annotation, biological process: fatty acid elongation, monounsaturated fatty acid; fatty acid elongation, polyunsaturated fatty acid; fatty acid elongation, saturated fatty acid. Gene Ontology annotation, cellular component: endoplasmic reticulum membrane. The transcript is spliced from 7 exons. Gene Ontology annotation, molecular function: fatty acid elongase activity. NCBI's taxonomy places the organism in Eukaryota, Metazoa, Arthropoda, Insecta, Lepidoptera, Noctuidae.
GUGGACGAAGUCGCUAGUGGUGAAAUAAAACAUUUUACAAAAACAAUUUUUCUAGGUGAGUAAGCCACCUCAGACGCUUUUUAAACUCCUGACACCACGUUGUAUGUCAACAAUACAAGAAAAAAAGGAGUUUGCUUAAAACUCAACCCUUAUUUUGCAUUACUGGAGCAUACACAACUUAGCAGUAAUGUGGAAAAUGCAUUCGUAUAAACACUCUUAUACCCUGUAUACAUCUACCCACUUAUUGUACGUGCAUACAUGAUAAACAAUGCAAAUAUGCUGAAUUCUAAAUAUGACUCUACGCCUUGCAUUAUAGCCUAAGAGAUUACUUUCAACCACCACUUAAGAUUUCUUGCAAUAGUGUAAGGGAGAAAGAGCAAUACACUGAAAAUCGCCGUCUCUUUCUGACAAUUCCAACAGUAUUACUUUAAAAAUUCUUAGUUAGCUCCUAGGCUUAAUUCACACCGUAUAUGAUGUGUAAUUAUACUGUAUAAACCACAAGCUCUACGUAAUUAAGUUAGCACACCCUUUCUGCUCACGACACCUGAAUUAUUAAGAAGCACAUUUGAAUACUGGCUAAUAUACAAUGAAUAAUGUAGCAUUCGACUUCAUGCGUCUUAUAUAAAAUUUACCCAAACGUUACACCUUAUUAAAACUUCAAAAACGUGAAGAGAAUCGGAGGAAAUAAGGAUUGUUUUUUAGGAGAUAUUUAGCUUGCAUCAUAAUUUUGGCAGUAGUAGGUAAUUCCUGGAGAAAAUGGUGCAAUGCGUGGGCGGAGCAAGCUGUGUCGUCGUAGCGGCGAUCGGCAGUUAUGACUUCUAUUGUCCGGCCCUGAUUCGAUCCAUGGUCCAGGGCGAGAUACAGUAGAAAGCAGUCAGGCUCGUAAUGAAGGUGGCUGAAAGUGAGGCAGAGAGCCUCACGUGCCAGCCCCUGCGGAAGAUACUAAGGGAGAUCCUUCAUGACUCUAAGCUACCGUAGGCUGUCCUCGGCCUGGGGUCUCAAACUACCUAUUUGGAAGUAGGCCUGUGUCCAGCAGUGGAAUGCAUAAAGGCUAAAAAAUAGCGUUUCUUUCUUUGAGACACGUAACUUUUUGACUGGACAGCGUGACUAGGAGUGUGACUUCAGACUUACCUACAAAAGUUACGUCUUUUAUGUGGAGACAUCUUUUAGCCCUCAGCAAAUUACUUUAAAGUAACCAUCCCAAUCAAUUUAUAGUUAGAACGGUUCAUUGGCAAUUUUGUUUACGAAAUUCGCUGUCUGCACCCCAUUAAACACUGUCCAAUAAAAACAUAUCUUUACAAAAACAACCUUAUCACUUAAGCAUACAGUUCAAAACUGACUAACAGACACUCAACUUGACGGUACGUGUAAUUUUCUCACCAAAUAUUGUCAAGGGAAUUUGGACUUAAAUGACUGGUGCUUGAAGUUUAUUUCUCCUUUGACAGCGUUAACAGCCUGCCUCAUAGUGUUUGAUGUUACAACACUCUUAACUGAACUUUAACUAAUAGGGAAUUAAUGUCUCUUACACUACACGAGUAAUUUAAUAUCGUGUAGCUAUUGUUCUACACGUAUGGACGGAUAGUGAAACGUGAAUCAGUUUUGAGAGGCUGUCUCUGUGUCUGUCACUUUCAAGAUUAAAGCAGCGGAUUUAAUAAGUUGACGUGCAGGCAUUCUCCGUGACCACACGUUAAGAUCGGGAUUAGAGGGAGCUUGUGGAAACGGAAAAAUGGAGAGGAUCUUAUACUCAGGAAACUUCUGGGAUUUCAGGGGCGAGGGAGAAUACAGUGACAGGAAGUUCCUGAUGGGUUCCCCGUUCCCAGUCAUCAUGAUCCUGAUCUCAUACUUGUGGUUCGUCCUGAGAUUUGGACCAGCCGUGAUGAAGAACCGGCCUCCCUUCAGUUUGAGGAACUGGCUGAUAUUCUACAACGCCGCUCAAGUCGUCAUCUCGUUCAUCAUUUCUGCUUUGGGAAUUCGAUUUCUAUGGCGAUACGGACUCUGGCACUCCACAUGUUACUGUGAAAAAGAUGGUACCGGAGAGCAGAUUAUCGACGGCAGUUACUACUACUUCCUGACGAAGGUGAUUGAGCUGACUGAUACGGUGUGCUUCGUGCUCCGCAAGAAGCAGCGCCAGGUCUCCUUCCUCCACGUCUACCACCACACCAUCAUGGUCAUGGCCACCUGGUCCAUCGUCAAAUACUCCAGAACUGAUAACACAGUAUUCCUCGGCGUGAUAAACUCCAUCGUUCAUAUCGUGAUGUAUGGUUACUACGGGCUGUCUGUUUUUCCACACCUCACUAAGUACUUGUGGUGGAAGAAAUACAUCACUGUAAUGCAACUGGUGCAGUUCACCCUCAUGUUCCUCCACAUCCUGGUCAGCAACCAGGUCUCCGAUUGCAAACCAGCCUACAUCCUCACGGCCUCCGUCUACUUCAACACCGUCCUCUUCAUGUAUCUCUUCGGAGACUUCUACGUCAAGUCCUACAUCAAGAAGGUCAAAGCAAGUGACAUCGUCACAGCUGGCAAAAAGAUUGGCUCCAACAUUGGAACCAAGAACAGUAUUAACUAUAUUAUUAACCAACAUAAGUUGGCUGGUAAGAUGCAUUGAUAGCGAUUUGGUCUUAAGAUUUUAGCUCCGGUUUUUUUUUUUAUAUUCAGCGUGGAAUAUACCAAA